Folsomia candida is the source of this 2529-nucleotide messenger RNA. RefSeq lists its product as uncharacterized. The record is from RefSeq and is a predicted model, not a curated record. The coding region runs from base 265 to 1896 and encodes 543 amino acids. Lineage: Eukaryota; Metazoa; Arthropoda; Collembola; Entomobryomorpha; Isotomidae. The transcript has 6 exons.
AAGAAAAACCGGGAGAAUAUGCGUAUUUAUUUAAUCAGCCGGUAGAAUUUCAUAUUUCGUAAAUUUUUCCUCUCCUGGUUUAUAAUUUUUAAAUUAUAAAUAUUUAACAGUUUUGAAUUAGGUUGAACAAUUAUCAUUGGUCGUAGUACAUUUUCGUUAGUUAGAAUUAAUUACCAAUUUUGAAAUUCACUUCAAUCCCUGUCUAAAAAAAGGUGAACCAAGAUCUGUUCGUAGUUCGUGGUUUACGGAUAAAAAUUAAUAAGAAUGCAGACCGAGGUUGAUCAAGCGGCCACACAAUUGGAGAAUUUUGACCUUGUCGAUGACAUCGAUGUUGACGUGGCGACGAAGGCUUUGCUCAAUCCGCUGAUCCUGCACAAGGUCUUGCGCUCCUUGGACGUCCCUACUUUAAAGUCCGUUCGGCUCGUGUGCACCCUUUGGGCCGACGUGGGCGCCACUUAUCUCGGGAAGAAGGGUUGCCUCGCAAUUGUGUCAUGUAGGGAUGUGUCAACGCCAGUAUCCAUAAAAUGUGAACAGCAGUUGAUUUUAUCCAAUCAUGACCUGGCCAAAAGCAUACGAUUAAUAUACAACAGAUACUGUGACUGCAUCGUUAUUUGCACAUGUUCUUAUUUGACCUGUCUACCCUCCAACCUGGUCCGAAUUUUGCCCGAGAUAUCUGACAAGUUGGAAACAUUCGAAUUCUGCGGUGUCAUGGCGUUUGGACCCCUACAAGAACUUUGGAGUACUUACGAUUUCCCAAACCUGACUCACAUCUAUAUCGACGCCGAGGGAGAUGAGUUCGAUAAAAUGGCAACGCCAUCGAAAAUGCCUCAAUUUCUACUCCUCCCAAAUCUCAAAGUAUUUACAUUGCAUAUGUCGCCCAACUGUAGCAAUGAUCUGCCGAGGGCCAUGAUGUCCAUCAUGUGCCAAAACCUGGUCAACUUGGCCCCCAACUUGGAAGAAGUCGACCUUACCGCAGGUUUCUACUUGGAUUUGGCGAUAUGCGAAAAACUGAAAAAGUUAAGAUUCCAUUAUUAUCCUUGGGGUUUUGAAAUCGACAUCUCUAAGGUUGAGAAAAUGCUGGAAAGUUGUCGAAAUUCUGUGGAAAAUUUGUCCUUGGAAUAUCUUGGCUGGAGUUAUGAUUACCCGGUCGAGCUGAAUUUCCACUUCCCCAAUCUCACCCACCUCGGACUUCUUGCUGCCGACGUGUAUUUCAUCAAGAACUCGCUGAACAUCACCAAUCUCCCAAAAUUGACACGUUUAUCCAUAGAGACCAACAGCACUGAAUUCCACGAUGACGUUGAUCUUGACUCCGUGCGUGACAUUUCUGCACUGCUUGAGGGCUACCAUUCGCGCCACGGUGGGAUAACAUCGCUCGAUAUUCGUUGCGCCCAUCAUCCCCAAUUUAACAACGUGGAUGAACAGGCUCCCCGCAUACUGGUGUAUCUCUUCCCAGCCGUGAAGGAAUUGAAAUUAAACUUGAGGGUUGAAUUCCAAAGCGAUUACGACCAAUAUUUUUUGUCGCUGGUGGAAACGAUGCGAUCGUUCAACGAUUGGGAGUUGACCUGUGGGCAGGUUCAGUUUGACAUUGCGACGUCUUAUCGGACUCCUGCAACAAUUUAUGACCAUGAAUUUGGUUCCUUACUGGUCAUUGCGGUAUUGGGAGGAGUGACGGGAUGGAGAGGUUUGUCGAAUACGUCACUUCAAUUUACUGGACAUCGGCGUGACCGGCAUCGUCACGCAGAGUUUAGACUGUUGGACGAGAUGCGAGAUGCCCUUCUGUCAUGCAGGGCGGCUCGAAGCGUGACUAUUGCUGGAUUUCUGAUGGAUCAGGAGACGAAGGACAAUUUUCAGACGUUUAUUCGGGAGAAUAAUUUGCCAAUUAGUGUCAGGGAUUAAAUAAUGCUGCAAGUAUGUAUUAAGCGGGUAGAUUACUUGAAUUGUAAAAAUAUCGUCACUUCUUUAUCAGUCCACUUUUGUUUGUUCAUUUAUUGCGUUAAAAUAUGUCCUAAACAUUACUAAAAUGUGGAAUUUAAUUAGCCGUGUAUUACGUAAAGUUUUUUCCAUGUUUUAAUUAAUAAUUCACGUUUUUUGUGUAUUUAAUAUUUUAUGCAAGAAAGAACUUCUUUGUGCCUUUGCUUACUUAUUAAUAAGCUUAUGUCAUCCUACGAUUUUUAAAAAUAUGUGUCACUGUCACGACGUUUAUUUAUUCGCAUCAGAAUCAAUAUAAAAUUCUUUGUUAACUCAAACACUUCUAUUUUGUCAAGCUAUUAAGUUUAGUUAUAUUGUUUGUUAAUCAAAAAACAUACAAAGUUAUUUACCAAGCCUAUAAAAAUUUCAGAUGUUGCAAAUUAUUUCGCACUCUUUCAAACAACAAGUCAAUUUAAACCAGAGUUUAUUAAUUAUAAAUGUGUCGAAACUUAAAAUUUGUCAAUUAUCUAAGUAAGCACAAAUUAAUAGACAAUGUAUUCUUUAAAGUAUGAAAAUGUGACGUAUAUUUUUUUUGACAAAUAAAUUGUACUUGAAUAAAUA